AUGCCCACCAACCCUCCCAAGAACCCCCUCGCGGCUGCGGUAGCAGCUGCCAAACGUCCCCGCUCCGAGACCGUCACACAGGAGUCUGCCAGCGCCACCACACCCAGCGCGCGCGACAAGCGGCGCGCGAAGGUACGGCGCACGGGCUCGACUAUCUCUGUGUCCUCCAACGACGAUGGCAUUCGCGGCCUGAAAGAACACACUCGUGCGGCCGCGGAGAAUGCUGGGAUCGUGGGCCCCAAGAGUGGUCGCCAGACUCGUUUCGAGAGGCGGUUCCCGAACCUGACCCCAGAGGAGAUUCUAGAGGAACUUUCGAAGGGCUGGCGUUCGGAUGUGUACUUGCACUUCGAAUUUCCGACAGUCAUUCGAAACCCCAACGGGACGAUAAGUCAUCGUUUCAUGUGCAAGAAGCACUCGUCUAAGAAGGUCGAUCGUCCCGACUAUCAAGAGAGCACCGGGAAUCUUGUCCGGCACGUCAACAGCUGCGACCCUUCGAAGAAGAAGACUCCGGCUGGUGUUCAACUGAUCGAAGAAUUUGCCGCUGGGGUCACGUACACAUCAGUACUUCCCAAGAUCUCUUGA
Molecule: messenger RNA, 582 nt
Organism: Epithele typhae
Lineage: Eukaryota; Fungi; Basidiomycota; Agaricomycetes; Polyporales; Epitheliaceae
Exons: 5
Coding region: 1-582 (193 amino acids)
Source: RefSeq, a predicted model, not a curated record